AUGCAAUCCUUUGUGUUUAGAGUGUGGAGAGGCGAGCUGAGGAGACGUGAGCCUGCUGCUGGGCCAUGGCCUCCGACCUGGACUUCUCACCCCCUGAGGUGCCGGAACCCACCUUCCUGGAGAACCUGCUGCGUUACGGACUCUUCCUGGGGGCCAUCUUCCAGCUCAUCUGUGUGCUGGCCAUCAUCGUUCCCCUGCCCAAGUGCCACGAGGUGGACGGGGAGCCAGCAGCACCCCGGAGCGCCGAGGUGCCGAGGAAACCCAGGGCUGCAGCUCCCGCUGCCAGCAAGAGGCCUAAGAAGGAGACGAAGAAGAAGCGAUAAAGGGGGGCCUGCAUGGUGACCCCCCUGGACCCCGCACCCUUUUCUCUCUCUGCAUCCCAGAUCUGGCGGCCCAGACGUCGCCCACCCACAGAGCGACACGGCAAGGACGGUCCCCAGCUGGCUGGACCAUCACUUCUUCUUUGGCUUCCGUGAUCCCUCAGAGCGGGGGACUCAGGGAGAGUGGGGGGUCGCAGACCCUGUGAGCAGAGGCUGUCUCAGGGCCUCCAGAGCAACACUUUCUCUCUUACUCAUCAUGCCCAGCCCUCGUCACCCACCUCAGGCCCGAGUCCUUGUCCCCUGCUGUCGGGCACGCCCACUCUCUUCUUCGACUGCCCACGGGGGCUGGCAGCACCAUGCCUAUUUGCAGGGCCCAGGACAUCUGGGCCACAGCCAUGUUCGGGGUCCCCUGCGCACCACAGCCUGGUCUAGAGGCUGGUGGGAGGCGCUCAGCUGGGUGAGCGCAGGCUUCCUCUGCCCCGGAUCCGGAUCCGAGAGUGUCUGAGAUGGGAGAACCGAUCAGUCUUAUGCCAUCCUCUCCACCUGCCGGCACCUGUUCUGGCUGUGCCUUUUGGCCUGUCUGUCACUCCCAGUGUUCUCACCCCCUGACUGCCGAGACUUGUCAAGGAGUGAAGGUCAAUAAAGUGGCCUCGUGCUGACCUCUCA
Molecule: messenger RNA, 986 nt
Organism: Sorex fumeus (smoky shrew)
Lineage: Eukaryota; Metazoa; Chordata; Mammalia; Eulipotyphla; Soricidae
Gene: MANBAL
Product: mannosidase beta like
Exons: 2
Coding region: 66-323 (85 amino acids)
Cellular component (GO): membrane
Source: RefSeq, a predicted model, not a curated record